Messenger RNA from Sardina pilchardus (European sardine), 2569 nucleotides. Its product is annotated as CMRF35-like molecule 1. The coding region runs from base 415 to 1647 and encodes 410 amino acids. Gene Ontology annotation, cellular component: plasma membrane. The record is from RefSeq and is a predicted model, not a curated record. NCBI's taxonomy places the organism in Eukaryota, Metazoa, Chordata, Actinopteri, Clupeiformes, Clupeidae. The transcript is spliced from 7 exons. Gene Ontology annotation, molecular function: transmembrane signaling receptor activity.
AGUGUGAGAACAGUCAGACAUCAGAUAGACAGCCAAUUGUUAAGGACAGAAAGUACACAGCAUAUGGUAGUGUCCAUCUCUCAGAGUGUCUGAAACAAUCUCAGGAGCUCAGACAGGACUAAGGGUCGGAGAUGUCGUCAUCACCAGGCAAUCUGAACAUGUCAAUAAUCAGGAAGAUAAAGCAACUUUCCUUGGUGAGCUGGAUGGAGAGUGUUGACAGAAAAGUCACAAAUAGGUUUUAAAGCAUCUGUACAGCAGAUCUGUAAUAUUAUGUCUGAUGAGCUUAUUUGUAUUAAUUGUAUCAGAGACAAUAUUUGAUUCAUGAUGUAUGUGAUGAUUGUUAGUCAGAUCUAGAGUCAUAGUGUGUGAGACUGCUAUAGAUUAAAUCAGGGAGGAAGAAGACUUAUUCAUGAAAUGGAAAUUCCCAUCAAAUUCACACUCCUCUCCCUUACUGUGUUGAGCUAUGUGAAGUGUAAGGAUAUCACAGUGACAGGAUAUGAGGGAGGAAAUGCUGUCAUCGACUGCCCAUCUCAGGAGGGUUUUGAAUCAAACAUAAAGUAUCUACUGAAAGGAGAGUUUAAAGAUGGUGUUGAAGUCAUCCAGUCCACAGGUCGGAACAUAUGGACCCACAAAGAGAGAGUAUCUUUGCAGGACAAGAGGGACAGACACAUCUUCACUGUGACCAUCCGUAAACUGACCCCAGAGGAUGCUGGGAUAUAUGGAUGUGGAGUUAAGAGAUGGAAGGAAGAUCUUUAUACCAGAGUAAAGCUCACAGUUGUUAGAAAACCCAACAAUCCAACAGCUGCCAUUCCCAAAGUCACUGCAGAGGACACUGUUGCUCUCCCCAGCACACUAGUGUCCACCCAUAACACAACAACCAGAUGGCUGUCCAACAUCACAGAGUCUGAGAGGACCAAACAUUUUCAGUCUGAUCCCACAUCAGCUGCAUCAGGCGGUCAUCUAGCUUAUCUCUCUGGGGGUCUUGUUGUUGCCGUGGUGAUAAUUGCUCUGCUGGUAGUGACUGUUAGGCUGAUCCAGAGAAGGGCUGAGAAAAACAGAGCAUUACCCACACCUCUAUCUGGAAACACCAGACCAGACUCGUGUGUGUACUCAGAAAUACAACCCCUUCAUGCCUCUGAUGGACCCAACCAGAGUGAUCAACAGAACAGUCCAGCACUGACAUCCGUCUACACCUUGGCAACACAUCCAGCUCCUGCUCAACACCAUGUCAGUGCUAAAGCAGCCAAUAAGCUCCCUCAACCCCCCAACUCUGACAAGCAAGCAGCCAAUCAUCUUCCUCAACCCACCACUGGUGGUGAUGACAUUUAUUACCUGGCAACCAAUCAGCACUGUGAGUCUGGCCCUGCAACUGCCAUCACUGGCAGUGAUGACAUCUAUUCUCUAGCAACAAACCCAACACCGUUUCUGCAGACAGGUGCAUCUGCAUCCUUAGCAACCAAUCAUAAGCUUCAGUUUGACCCUGCCAACUACUCCAGCAUCACCUUGGCCAAAGAGAAUCCAGAUGGUUCUGAAUAUGAAACAGUUGUCUUCAGUGAUGAGCCAAUUGCCUCUGAUUCUGCCUCAGUCAGUUUCUCCAAAUGUGGCCCCUUUCCCAAGCUAGAAAUGGGUGGAGAUCUUAGCCAAUAGCAAGUGGUAAUAGACAUUUUAAUUUUUACCUGUUUCACUGGAAUUAGUUAAUCAAAUUUUCAUCAAGAUAUGAAACCAGUUGGUUAAUGGAACAGAAAUGCAGCAUAUGUUGUUGUUACAUUUAUGUAAAUACAAUGUUUUUUUGGUUUUUUUUCCAGAGUUUACUGCACUUUACUUCAAAUUCAUCAUAUUUGAUUUGUUAGAAAGAUUCUCGGGACUCAGUCACCACAUAAAUGACGUUCUAAAACAAUGUAUUGAAACAUCUGUGUUUCAAAUGCUCAGCACAGUGUCAAGGUGUCUGUAUGGCCUUCUCAGUUCCACCUGCGGUUUCCCAAUAACACCAACAGGGUGCAGUGUUUUUGACUAGUUCUUCACAAAUGAGGAAAUCUGUUCAUAAUAGGUUCAAGUGUAUUUUUUAGGUAAAAUGAUAAUUAUCGUAGUUCUAAUGCUGAACUGGAUGGAGUUUUCGACAGCAGUAUGUGUGUUUUACACUGUGUUUAAAGGGAAACUAUGCAGGUUUGGCGAUUUCUUCGCUGGUUUCGCUUUCGCUUUUCGUUUUUGCUGGUUUUACGCUUGCAGGUAUGUCUGCAGAGCUUCCCCUACAGCUUUAGAAUGUAUGUUUUACAACACUCCUCAAUCGGUGAGUGUGCCUUUUCAUGAGCAUGAUCACAAGGCUGGAGACUUUCUGUGUGUCAGUGCCACCAACUCAAACUGCAGACUCAAACUUGCAACUGUGGUUUUCCUACUGAGAGGUGCUAGGGGGAAGCAAGACAGCUGUCAUUCAGCCCAUAAUAAGUCAAAUAACCAUUCCAAUGACUCUGAAGCUGAUCAGUUAAGGCAAAUUAAGCUAAUAAACUCGCAUAGUUCAGCUUUAAGUAUUUUUCCUUCACCAUUAAACAAAAUAAAACUAUAUUUUGCUCUA